UUUGAUACUUCAUUGUCCAAUGAAGAGUCACUGAAAAAGAUUGCUGAAUGCAUCUCUUUCUCUGCACCUGGUCCCCAUGUGUUCCUGGUUGUGAUCAAGCUGGGAAGAUUCACUGAAGAGGAACAGAAAACUGUGGAGAUGAUUCAGACAUUAUUUGGUGAUGAAGCAUCCAGAUACACCAUGGUUCUCUUCACACAUGGAGAGAGUCUUGAUGAUGACGACGUUGUAACAAUUGAAGAUUAUUUGCUUGAAAAUCCACAUCUUCAGUGUUUGAUUGCCAAAUGUAAUGGAGAGUAUCAGGUCUUCAACAACAAAGAUAAGAAUUGCUCCCAGGUCACUGAGCUGCUUGAGAAGAUAAACAAGAUGGUGAAGAUGAAUGGAGGAAGCCACUACACCACUGAGAUGUUCCAGGAGGCUGAGAGAGCGAUUGAAGAGGAGAAGAACAGGAUCCUGAAAGAGAAUGAAGAGAAGAUACGCAGAGAGGAGGAGAAACUGAAGAUGGAAAAAAUAAAAAUAAAAGCUCUGGAGAAAGUUCUUAAAGAGGAGAAUGAGAGGAUCCUGAGAAAGAACAAAGAGCAACAACUCAGAUAUGAGGAGAAACUGGGGGAAAUGAAAAUAGAAGCUCGGGAGGAAGCAAUUAAAAAGGAGAAAGAGAGGGUCCUGAAAGAGUACGAAGAGCAGAGACUCCGAGAGGAGGAACUGACAGUGGUAUCAUCCAGAAUGUUUGCUGUGGGGGAAGAAAUAAAGACGCUGCCAGAAAAACAUGAAAGAGAGGCUAGAGAUGAAGCUGAACAAUUUUCAAUUUUCAAAUAUUUGGAUUUCAGUGGAAUGUUGGCCCCCGUCUUGAAUAAGUCGCUCAGCUACAUCAGAAGCAAAUGUAAUAUACAAUGAAAAUGUGAAACAGCGGUGUACCAUCUAACAUUGCUUUACUCUACUGAUUAACUUGCUUAGAUAUUCAACUAACUAGCUAUUGAUAAAUCUAGCUAGCUAGCUAUUGAUAAAGAUCUGUACAUUUUCUGACUUUUUUUUUCUUAGUGUCUCUUCAUCUUGCCUGUUCCAGUUCGAUAUUGUAAUGUGGGGUGUCCUCAGAAAUUACCUUUUAGAUUAGGCCUAUAUCAUGUCAUGUGCCAUACAUCUUCUAAAUGCAGGCGGUUGUGGCAAUUACAUUGACUUCUAAUGUAGAGACUCCGAGUUAGAAAAUGGUAUUUCAUACACUGCAGUUGAGAAACAAUAAGAAAAUGAUUCUGCUUUGAAAGCUGAUAAACUUCUACCCCCAUUUUUGAAAA
This is a messenger RNA of Oncorhynchus mykiss (rainbow trout), 1286 nucleotides long. Lineage: Eukaryota; Metazoa; Chordata; Actinopteri; Salmoniformes; Salmonidae. The record is from RefSeq and is a predicted model, not a curated record.